AUGUCAUCUCAGGCGAAAGUCAAGAAGGACAAAGAGAUUAUUGGAGAAUAUGAGACCCAAGUGAAAGAGAUCCGUAACCAGCUGGUGGAGCAGUUCCGCUGUCUGGAGCAGCAGUCCGAGUCCCGGCUGCAGCUGCUGCAGGACCUGCAGGAGUUCUUCCGUCGAAAAGCAGAGCUCCAGCUGGAGUACUCCAGAGGCCUGGACAAACUGGCCGAGCGCUACUCCGCCAAGAUCCGCACCUCCAGAGAGCACCAGCACUUCAAAAAGGACCAGAAUCUGCUGUCCACCGUGAACUGCUGGUAUUUGGUCUUGGACCAGACCAGGCGGGAGAGCAGAGACCACGCCAUGCUCAGCGACAUCUACAACAACAACGUCAUUGUCCGCCUGGCACACGUGGGCGAGGAUGUCAUCAGACUUUUCAAAAAGAGCAAAGACAUCGGGGUGCAAAUGCACGAGGAGUUGGUGAAAGUCACUAACGAGCUCUACACGGUGAUGAAGACGUACCACAUGUACCACACCGAGAGUCUCAGUGCUGAGAACAAGUUGAAGGAGGCAGAAAAACAGGAGGAGAAACAAAUCGGCAAGUCCAACGACAUAUCCUCCAGCCUCCUGCGUUACGGUCACGAUGAGCGUCCGCAGCGCCGGAGCUCUGUGAAGAAGAUGGAGAAAAUGAAGGAGAAGAGACAAGCCAAGUACUCUGAGAAUAAACUGAAAUGCACAAAGGCCCGCAAUGACUUUCUUCUCAAUCUGGCGGCCACCAACGCCCUGGUGGCCAAAUACUACAUCCACGAUGUCUCAGAUAUGAUAGACUGUUGUGACUUAGGUUACCAUGCAAGCCUGGCGCGCUCCAUGAGAACCUACCUGUCCGCAGAGUACAGUCUAGAGACUUCUCGCCAUGAGGGUUUGGAUUUACUGGAGGGAGCGGUAGAUGCGAUGGACCUCAGAGGAGACAAGCUGAAGUUCAUGGACACACACAGUCAGAUUUUCUGUCCUCCAGCACGCUUCGACUAUCAGCCGCACAUGGGCGAUGAAGUGUGUCAGGUGAGCGCACAGCAGCCGGUCCAGACUGAGCUUCUGAUGCGCCAUCACCAGCUGCAGUCUCGCCUGGCCACGCUGAAGAUAGAAAAUGAAGAGGUGAGGAAGACGCUUGAUGCCACGAUGCAGACGCUUCAGGACAUGCUCACCGUGGAGGACUUCGACGUGUCAGAAGCUUUCCAGCACAGCCAGUCCACAGAGUCGGUCAAAUCGGCCUCGUCUGACUCCUACAUGAGCAAGGCCAACAUCGCCAAGAGACGAGCCAAUCACCAGGAGACCGAGGGCUUCUACUUCACUAAAUACAAGGAGUACUUGAAUGGCAGCAAUCUCAUAGUCAAGCUGCAGGCCAAGCAUGACCUUCUGAAGCAGACACUCGGAGAAGGGGAGAGGGCAGAAUAUGGAACAACAAGGCCCCCCACUCUUCCCCCUAAACCCCAGAGAAUGCGGAAGUCUAGACCUCGCUCUCAUGUUAACCAUAAGCUGUUUAACGGCAAUAUGGAGGCCUUCAUUCAGGACUCAGGGCAGACUAUUCCAGUGGUGGUUGAGAGCUGCGUUCGAUACAUCAAUCUGUACGGUCUUCAGCAGCAAGGUAUAUUUCGUGUUCCCGGCUCCCAGAUCGAAGUCAACGACAUUAAAAAUGCAUUUGAAAGAGGAGAGGAUCCAUUGGAGGAUGAUCAGAGUGAUCAUGACAUCAACUCUGUGGCCGGCGUUCUGAAGCUCUACUUCAGGGGGCUGGAAAACUCACUGUUCCCUCAAGAGCGUUUCCUCGAUCUUAUAUCUACAACCAAGCUCGACCCGGGUGCAGAAAGAGCUCAUCACCUUCAGCAGAUAGUUGUGACUCUUCAGCGGCCUGUGAUCAUCGUCAUGAGAUACCUGUUUGCAUUUCUAAACCAUGUUUCCCAGUACAGUGACGAGAACAUGAUGGACCCCUACAACCUGGCCAUCUGCUUUGGCCCCACGUUGAUGCCCAUCCCAGACGACCAGGACCCCGUGUCCUGCCAAGCGCAUGUCAACGAGGUCAUUAAGACGGUUAUCAUCCACCAUGAGGUCAUUUACCCAAGCCUACGAGAAUUGGAGGGACCUGUGUAUGAGACGUGCAUGGCUGGAGGGGAAGAGUACUGUGAAAGCCCCCACAGUGAGCCCGGAGCUCUUGAUGAGGUAGACAAUGGUACUGGUCCAAACACUAGUGAUGAAGAGCCGGAGCAGAUCGAGGCCAUAGCAAAGUUUGACUACGUGGGCCGGACUCCUCGAGAGCUCUCAUUCAAGAAGGGAGCGUCUCUGCUGCUCUACCUGCGAGCCUCUGAGGACUGGUGGGAGGGCCGGCAUAACGGUGUGGAUGGGCUGAUCCCACAUCAGUACAUCGUGGUGCAAGACAUGGAUGAUGCAUUCUCUGAUAGCCUUCAGAGGACGGACAGUGAGGCCAGCAGCGGAUCCCAACGUGACGACCGACCCUCAUCCCGAAGCGACCGUCAGUCCCCCUGUGAACACACACCUGAGCACCGCUUCGGAGCAGCUCUGGGAAGAGUGAGAGUGCGAUCAGAUGGAGCUGCAGUUCCACGCCACAGGAGCACGGCCGACAGUCACAGCCCCCCCAGAGCUGCAGACCAGCCCCCCCGGGUGAUGCCUCGGCCCUGCAGCCCACGCAAAAUGGCCGUCAGCAGGGGCCUCACGGACAGCCCGGAGAAACGCCGGCUCGCAACGUUUGGCAGUGCGGGCUGCAUCAACCACCCAGACAGGAAGGCCUUCAUCGACAGCCACUCUCAACGCUCCUCGCCCAGCACCACUCGCCAUGCGAGUCUGGGAGACCACAAAGCUCUCGAAGCUGAAGCGCUCGCUGAGGUCAGCAAAAUAACCAGCUAUGUGUUUCAGGACAUAGAGAAAACGAUGAAUACGGCUCUCCACGAGUUGCGGGAACUGGAGAGACAGAAUGUAGCCAAACAGGCGCCCGAUGUGGUUCUGGACACCUUGGAACCUCUCAAACACUCCAGCGGACUCCAGGAUCCACCAUGCAGCCCCUUGCACACCAUGGUGAUCCGGGACCCAGACGCCGUCCAGCGACGUAGCAGCAGCAGCUCCUCCUCCGAGACCAUGACCACUUUUAAACCUGCUCUGUCGGUGCGCAGGCCGAGCGCACCUCUACGGCCCCCGCCUGUCAGACCGGUCCGACCUGCUCCGGUGAUCGGACAGGGGCAGGGACCACACCGCUCCAGCAGCUCGAGCUCCUCUGGUCUGGGAAGCCCAGGCAUCACCCCCACCGACAGGGUCUUCCCCAAAGCUCCCUCCCCGUCGCCAUCAACCUCCUCCUCCUCCUCAGACAAACAAGGUAACAUGUAG
Limanda limanda (common dab) is the source of this 3369-nucleotide messenger RNA. Its product is annotated as SLIT-ROBO Rho GTPase-activating protein 3-like. Gene Ontology annotation, cellular component: cytoplasm. Gene Ontology annotation, molecular function: protein binding. Bases 1 to 3369 code for a protein of 1122 amino acids. Lineage: Eukaryota; Metazoa; Chordata; Actinopteri; Pleuronectiformes; Pleuronectidae. The record is from RefSeq and is a predicted model, not a curated record. Gene Ontology annotation, biological process: negative regulation of cell migration; signal transduction. The transcript is spliced from 22 exons.